Molecule: messenger RNA, 1176 nt
Organism: Fonsecaea erecta
Lineage: Eukaryota; Fungi; Ascomycota; Eurotiomycetes; Chaetothyriales; Herpotrichiellaceae
Exons: 1
Coding region: 1-1176 (391 amino acids)
Source: RefSeq, a predicted model, not a curated record
AUGUCCAAGGCGACCCCCAACCCUGUUGCUUCGACCUACGGGUCUCCUGCGGCGAGUGGCGGGUCCACGGCCUCUUCGAUCCCACACCCAGAACCCAUGUCGUCAAGUACACACCAUAUUGCCGGGAUUCUGGUGACGGUAUUUGGUCUGGACGAGGUUCCCUCAGGCACCACCGACAUCGCCGUCCUCUGGCUGCUGCACCCUCGCCUACAAACCCAGGCGUGCAUGGCGCCGUUCGCGGCGCACAUCAUCUCGGAGUGGAACAAGCACCAGCCAACGUCACGGAGUAGUGGUGGUGGACGAGGCGGGCAGAAGAAGAAGAAGGGCCUGAUCGCCGUGUCGUUUGACCAGCGGAACCACGGCUCGCGCCUGGUGUCGGCCAUCGCCAACGAGGCCUGGCGGUCUGGGAACGAACACCACGCCCAGGACAUGUUCGGCUGCUACGCCGGCACGGCGCUCGACACGUCGCUCCUACUCGACUACCUGCCCGGGUACAUCUUCGGCGGGGCCAGCGACCCCCGGAAGAUCGUGCAGAACCUGGUGCUGGGCAUCAGCCUGGGCGGCCAUGCGGCGUGGCACGUCCUGAUCCACGACCCGCGCGUGUCGGCCGCGGUCGUCACCAUCGGCUGCCCGGACUACACGCGGCUGAUGACGGACCGGGCGCGGCUGUCGAAGCGCACCACGUACACGUCGUCGACCCCGCCGGGCCGCGACUUUCUGGGCUCGCGGGACUUCCCGCCCAGCCUGGUCGAGGCGAUCAAGAAGUCCGACCCGGCGGGCCUGCUGUGGUCGCUGCCGGGGCUGAACUGGCGCGCCGACCAGGAGAAACUGCACACCGAACUGACCGAGCAGGAGCGCGCCGUGCUGCUGCCCGUCAUGACGCGAUGUUUCGGCAACAAGCGCCUCCUGAACCUCUCGGGCGGCGCCGACAAGCUGGUGCCGUACGCGCACUCGAAGCCGUUCGUCGACUGGCUCAAGGCGGUCAGCGGGCCAGGCGGCUGGUUCGAGGGCAGCGGAUUCGUGCUGGAGGACAUCGUGUUCGACGGCGUCGGCCACGACGUGCCCAGCGCCAUGGUCCCGUACAUGGUGAGAUUCGUGACCGAGACGCUGGAGGAUGAGGGCGUCGCGGCCAUGGAGAUGGGGGGAGGGGCAGCCCGGUUGGGGAGUAAGAUAUAA